ACUGCAGCACCUACUACGACCACUGCAGCGCCUACUACGACAUCUGUAUCUCCCACAACAACUACUCCUGCAGUUCCUUCGACAACUGCAGCUACUACGACAACUGCAGCACCUACUACGACCACUGCAGCGCCUACUACGACAACUGUAACUCCCACAACAUCUACUCCUGCAGCUACUACGACAACUGGAGCACCUACUACGACAACUGCAGCACCUACUACGACAACUUCAGCUACUACGACAACUGGAGCACCUACUACGACAACUGCAGCACCUACUACGACCACUGCAGCGCCUACUACGACAACUGUAGCUCCCACAACAACUACUUCUUCAGUUCCUACGACAACUGCAGCUACUACGACAACUGGAGCACCUACUACGACAACUGCAGCACCUACUACGACUACUGCAGCGCCUACUUCGACAACUACUACGACAACUGCAGCACCUACUACGACAACUGCAGCUACUACGACAACUGGAGCACCUACUACGACAACUGCAGCACCUACUACGACCACUGCAGCGCCUACUACGACAACUGUAGCUCCCACAACAACUACUCCUGCAGUUCCUUCGACAACUGCAGCUACUACGACAACUGCAGCACCUACUACG
Molecule: messenger RNA, 624 nt
Organism: Oncorhynchus gorbuscha (pink salmon)
Lineage: Eukaryota; Metazoa; Chordata; Actinopteri; Salmoniformes; Salmonidae
Product: integumentary mucin C.1-like
Exons: 2
Source: RefSeq, a predicted model, not a curated record